This is a messenger RNA of Phanerochaete carnosa HHB-10118-sp, 1278 nucleotides long. RefSeq lists its product as uncharacterized. The record is from RefSeq and is a predicted model, not a curated record. The transcript is spliced from 3 exons. NCBI's taxonomy places the organism in Eukaryota, Fungi, Basidiomycota, Agaricomycetes, Polyporales, Phanerochaetaceae. Bases 1 to 1278 code for a protein of 425 amino acids.
AUGUUCCCUGCUCUGGAGCCGCGUGGAUCUGUCAAACAUACCGGAGAAGUUGGCGCAGCUACUGUCGAGUUCGCCGUCAAGCUCUGUACCGAGAACUUGCUGCGAGUUACGGAGCUCAGCCUCGUUGCAACACAAGUCCAGCUCAAUGCAGACGCAUUUGCGUACGCCCCGCUGAUCCUCGAUUGUCCCCUGUUCCGUGGAGAGACCCCGCACUUGCAUCACCUGUCCCUCGUGGGCAUACGCAUACUGUGGGCUACGGGCAAUUACCGCAACCUUCGCACGCUCAAGAUUCAACGUUGUAAUGUUGGCUGCGGCGUUGCUGCUGAUGUCGACCUCUGUCAUAUCUUCUGCAACUCACCAAACCUCGAGACUCUUAUUCUGUCCCUGCGCACGACUCUCAAUUGGGACGUUGGAGACGACGCGCUGCUGCCGGAGCACGGUGACAUAGAACGCAUCCCAGUGCGGGCGCUACGCUCACUGGUGCUUGAACUUCCUGUCCCUUAUGCAAAGCACCUCCUAGCAUCCAUCGCGCUUCCUCCAACACUCAUCCAACUUCGUCUGUGCCUCGAGCCUCCACUCACCCAACCCUCAACGGUUCUGACGCUCCUUGAUCCUUCUCUCCUCCUGUCCUGCAUCUUCAGCCCUACGACCCGUCUGCAUGUGCUCGACAGAACCUCUGACGGCGGCAUACAGGUCCGCGGAUACACCUCCGCGGGCGCCGCCGAGACGCCGUGGUGGGAGUACGGUUGGAAGCACCGGAGCCGCCUCCCACGGGACAUGCUCGAAGGAGUUGCGCGCACGCUGCAUGCGCGAUACGCCCUCUCACACGUGCACACCGUCGCGCUCGUUGCCGAGGACGGCUGCUGCCAGGACGCCAGCGGCGCGCUGCCACUCCUCGCGCCUCUGCGUCAGAUGACGCGCCUCCACGCGCUCACGUGGUCGUUGCGCGUGCUCUGCACAAUGGCGCAGACGUGCGCAGACGAAGGGCAGGCGCCGUGGAGCGCGCUUCGAGAGAUUGAGCUCGUGGUGGCGGCGUGCGAGCCGAGCCUGCCCGCGGUAUUCAAUGCGCUCGUCGCUGUCACGCAUCGGUCGCAGGCGUUGCGCACCGUCGAUGUCACGUUUCGGAUGCCGGCGUUCGCGGAAGACGAGGUGACCCUCAUCUUGGAUAUGGUCCGUGGAGUCAGGGACAUGGACGUCGCGAUCGUGUGUCGGAGGAUAGACUCAUGUCAGAUCCACGGCCAGAUCGAGGCUGUCGAGGAGCUCGUUCCCGGAACCUAG